AUGUCUCGGGCGGGGGGCCGGUCGGAGCCGGAGGCCGGGGCGCAGACCCGCAUCUUCAAGAUCAUCGUCAUCGGGGACUCCAACGUGGGCAAGACGUGCCUGGCCUUCCGCUUCUGCGGCGGGGCCUUCCCCGACACCACCGAGGCCACCAUCGGCGUCGACUUCCGCGAGAAGACCGUCGACAUCGACGGGGAGACCAUCAAGGUGCAGGUCUGGGACACAGCCGGCCAGGAGCGUUUCCGUCGGACCAUGGUCGAGCACUACUACCGGAACGUCCACGCCGUGGUCUUCGUCUACGACGUCACCAAGAUGGCAUCCUUCGCCAACCUGGAGGCCUGGAUUCAAGAGUGCGAGGGCCACGCCGUCCCCCCCCGGGUCCCCCGGGUCCUGGUGGGGAACAAGUGCGACCUGAGGAGUGAGAUCCAGGUGCCGUCCAGCGCGGCCCUGAGGUUCGCCGACGCCCACAACAUGCUCCUCUUCGAGACCUCGGCCAAGGAUCCCAAGGAGAGCCAGAACGUGGAGUCCAUUUUCAUGUGCCUGGCCUGCCGGCUGAAGGCCCAGAAGUCUUUGAUCUACCGGGAUCUGGACGGGCCGGUGGGGAGGGGUCAGACCCUCCAGGUGACCGGCGUGACGAACACUAAGACCACCUGCCCCUGCUGAAGGCGGGAGUCCCGUCAGCGCUGGGGACACGGGCCCGUUGUCUCUCUCUCUCCCCGCUCCUCACGCUCCCCUUCCCCUCCCUCCCUCCCCAGGGCCUGUAACAAACUGAAAUCUUGCUUGUUCUUUGGGUGUGGGUAUUAAAGAAGUUUGU
Messenger RNA from Tachyglossus aculeatus (Australian echidna), 811 nucleotides. It is a transcript of the gene RAB33A, whose product is annotated as RAB33A, member RAS oncogene family. Bases 1 to 660 code for a protein of 219 amino acids. The record is from RefSeq and is a predicted model, not a curated record. Gene Ontology annotation, molecular function: GTP binding; GTPase activity. Gene Ontology annotation, biological process: Rab protein signal transduction. The transcript is spliced from 2 exons. Gene Ontology annotation, cellular component: endosome; Golgi apparatus. Lineage: Eukaryota; Metazoa; Chordata; Mammalia; Monotremata; Tachyglossidae.